GGGCUCGUCACGCGGAGCACAUGCCCGGCGCAACGCCCAACAGACCGUGAGUCCUCCUGCGAUGCGCCCGACUGCGCCGACGUUCCUGCCACGUACCCGCACGCUGCAGGACUCCAACAGCUAACUCUCCCCCGUAAUGCAGCCCCAGCAGCAGCUUAGCCAGAUCGAAAAGUCAGUCACCCAUCUGCUCGUCGCAACCAAGCAACUGCUCGAAACUCUCACCCUAUGGUCCCGCGGAACCGCCACCGAGAGCGAGGUCUCCGACGUGUACGUACGUCUGGGCUAUGAAUUCAACAUCGCCUCCCGAGCGUUCAACGCUAUUGGAGUCGACACGCAAGACCUUGGAAACGUCCCAGAACUGCUGCGCGGCAUCUUGGAGGAGACACUCAGCCAAGAAGCGUCCCAGGCCAGCCUCGACAACUUCCUCCCUCGCAUACGAGACAUCAUCAUUAAUCUGCUCCAUGGCCUGAAGAAGAAGCAGCAGCGUCUUCGCCAGCGGAAUGGUGCGGCGAAUGGAGGUAGUCCUCGGCAGGGAAGCGUCGGCAGUGUGGGAGAAGUGGAGGAACCUCAGCAGGCACGCGCCGCCAGCACACGUCUUCCACCGCGUCAAGAGAGCGACUUGAUUUCAGAUGGCCCAGACCUUCCUCCGCGGUCAUCUUCCGUACCUGGAAGAGCCUCGCCGAGCAAAUACGAUGCAUUGCCCUCGAAUCCAAGAGCAAAUCGCUCUACCAACGCCAGCCAACUGUCGACCGACUCCUCCAUGUCUAGCACUACCGCGCAACAGAUACCUGUGAUUGCGCCGUACCCGUCAGAAGAUCCGAUGCCAAAGUCUCCUGAACCCCGUAAUCAGCAAGAUUGGCCUGCCAAUUUCCCUCCUCCACCGCCGCCACCUCCACAGCAGCAAGAUGCCCUGGCAGCUCUACAACGAGGUGGAGAACUGGAAAGACGGGCCUCGCGGCGGUUUUCUGCGUACCAGAUCCAGAAACACCUGGGUACGAACGGGAUACCCAUGCCGCCCGUACAAAACUCUCCUAUACCGAACCGAGGAAGGGACGUUCGGGAAUCUAUGAAUGCGGUUCGCGUUAGGGGAUCAGUGCUCCACAAUCGCCAGCGGUCAAACGUUCGACCUGCUGUUGAGACUCAGUUCGAGAAGCCCAACGAUGUGCCCCGGCGCAUCUCCGAGGAAAGCUCUCAGAGCUCUGCACCGAGCUUCCAACCAUCACAGGAACCUGCUCCUGACGACAGUCCUAUGGCAAAGACCCCCGAGGACAAACUUGGUGCUUCCACAUAUCCUGAAGGCGAUACUCCCGAGCUUGGAGCCACGCUUAAUGGCCCCUUGGUAGAGCCCGCAGGCAUACCCUCGGAAUCGCCAAUCAAAGAGCCCCGAAAACCUUCUAGCAUCCCCGCUCGAAUGAACUCGCGCAGGAUGAAAACUCCGUCCCCGUCACCACAACCUGAACAAUUCGUACCUGAGCAAUCGCCGCAAGCUGGCAAGGAACUCACGAUAUUCUUGCAGUAUAAGAGCAAGAUCCGAAAGUACGUCUUCUCGGAUGGCGCAGAUCUAAACCCCGGGAGAUUGCAGCUUGCCUUCAUUGAGAAGUUUGCAUGGGAUACGCAUCGUAACGGCGAGCUCCCGGAAAUUCAUAUACAAGAUCCCGUCUCUGGCGUGAGAUAUGAACUCGAGGACAUGAACGACAUCAAAGAUAGAUCAGUCCUCGUAUUGAACGUCGAACAGCUCGACGAGGUAAAGAAUCAUAUCGACGACAAAUUCAACGGUCUGAAUCGUCUCGUGGAGAGCAUCAAGAGCGUUGUUGAGGAUCAGCAAUCCGCUAUCCAGCGCGUUGCCGAACGCCAACAGCAGACAUCCAAGGAAUUGGCGGGCAUCGCUGCUGCUCCCACACUAUCUUCAGCUCGUGCUUCCGCCUUACUAACUCCUAGCUCACCAAUGCCGACCGGUGGCUCCUCUGAAGUAUCAUUCUCGUCCGCUGCCCAGCUUAGCGAAGUACAGUCACUGCGUAGAGAUCUCGCCGUUGUCAAACAGACUUACUCGUCUAUGGUGGCUGAUAUCGAAGCAAGCAUGUCUACCAUCCGAACUAAAGCUGCCGCCGUGAAGUCUACCGCUGUCAAGGCAUCAUUGCCCACUCUUGAAGGCGAUACUGGUCGGGCGUAUAUCAAUGAUGGCAAGAAGACGUUGCAAGAAGAUUCGGAGAAGAUGGUUACCCGCGUCGAUGACAUUCAGGACCUGAUCGAGGACUUGCGGAAAGAUGUCGUUACUCGAGGUGUCAGGCCAUUGCCUCGUCAGCUCGAAAUCGCGGCCAAGGAUCUCUCCAAGGCCACAUCCGACCUCAAGAGGCUGCAAGAGCUUCUUUCGAAAGAGAAGCCGCUGUGGACCAAGAUCUGGGAACAAGAACUUCAGACCGUCUGCGAAGAAAGAGAUCUUCUCUCUAUGCAGGAAGAUCUGGCCGCUGACUUACAAGAUGACCUUGAGAAAGCUGCCGAGACUCUUGAGCUUGUGGAGCAAGCAACCAAGCAGCAGAACUUGCAGACUGAAGACGGGAAGGGGCAAGGUACGCGCUCGGCAUCUGGGCGUAAUCUGCUUCAUGCUGUCGUUCUUGAUAAGGCCGUCGAUCCCCGCCAGGCCCGAGAUGGUGUGCUGGGUGAGGUCAAGGCUCUGCAGCCAAAUCACGAGAGCCGACUGGAAGCUAUCGAACGCGCCGAGAAGGCCCGACAACGCGAACUUGCCAACCGCGAUGGAGGAGAGUUUAAGAAGGAGCUUGGCGAGUUCGUCAGCGAAGGCAAGCUCAAGAAGAGCGGUGGAGUCGAGGAAGUGGAGCGCCUCCGCAAGGCAAAGGAUGAGCGCGCUCGCAAGGAGAAUGCAGAGUUGCAAGUCGCACGAGCUCAAGCCAGGGCUGAGAAGCAAGCCGCAGAGGCUGCUGCGGCUGCCGCGGCUGCAACGAACGGCGACGGCACGGAAGAGAAAGAGGCAGAGGUUGCACCCGAGGAGGCGGACCAAGAAGCAAAAGAAGAGCGGGCAUCUACCCCUGAAGGUGGUGCCGCAUGAUCUUCGCACUGAACAGAAUUGGUUCGUGCUAAUUUCGUGCUCGCCAGACUGUCCUCAGCUCACGUUCACGGUCCGUCCUUGGGUGAAGACUGGCUUGUCUCUCCACGGCCUACCUAGUCAUGUCCUCGCAGAUCCAUCAAAAGAGAAACCGAGCGCGACGAUUCCCCUCGUGGACUCGCCAAAUUGUCUCGAAGCCGACACACCGCACACUUCGCGGCCUAGCUCCGCACCUAACUCCCGCUCAACCCCUACACCAUCCGCGCCCCUGCAUAUCUCUGCGUCCACUUCAGCGUCCCGCCCGAGGUCAGCUGAAGACACGUU
Molecule: messenger RNA, 3382 nt
Organism: Paraphaeosphaeria sporulosa
Lineage: Eukaryota; Fungi; Ascomycota; Dothideomycetes; Pleosporales; Didymosphaeriaceae
Product: AIP3-domain-containing protein
Exons: 2
Coding region: 137-3061 (974 amino acids)
Biological process (GO): establishment of cell polarity
Cellular component (GO): cell tip; cytoplasm
Molecular function (GO): cytoskeletal regulatory protein binding
Source: RefSeq, a predicted model, not a curated record